CCCCCCCGUGCCUCAGUUUCCCGGUUUCUCCUUUCAGUACCCAGCGAAGCCCCACAGGACCCCCCCUCCUCGGGGAGGGGGCACCCACCCCCCACCCCAGACCUCUCCUCUUGCCCCCCUCAAUGCCGCUGGGCCUGGGUCGCCGCAAGAAGCCCCCCCCGCUGGUGGAGAACGAGGAGGCGGCGGGGGGCCGCGGGGGGGCGGGCGGGGACAGCCCGGGGGGGGCGGCGGGAGCCGGGGGGGGGCCGCCCCCCCCCGCGGCGCUGCGGCCCCGCCUGGUUUUCCACACGCAACUGGCGCACGGGAGCCCCACGGGCCGCGUCGAGGGGUUCAGCAACGUGCGGGAGCUCUACGGGAAGAUCGCCCAGGCCUUCCGCAUCCCCCCCGCUGAGGUGAUGUUCUGCACCCUCAAUACGCACAAGGUGGACAUGGAGAAGCUCUUGGGUGGGCAGAUCGGGCUGGAGGAUUUCAUCUUCGCCCACACCAAGGGGCAGCGCAAGGAGGUGGAGGUCUUCAAGUCCGAGGAGGCCCUGGGCCUCACCAUCACGGACAACGGCGCCGGCUACGCCUUCAUCAAGCGGAUCCGGGAGGGCAGCGUCAUCGACCGGAUCCCCGUGAUCAGCGUCGGGGACAUGAUCGAGGCCAUCGACGGGCGCAGCCUGGUGGGCGCCCGGCACUACGAGGUGGCCAAGCUGCUGAAGGAGCUGCCGCGCGGCCGCAGCUUCGCCCUGCAGCUGACGGAGCCCCGCAAGGCCUUCGACAUGAUCGCCCCGCGGGCCGGGGGGGGCCGGGGCGGGACCCCCCAGGUGGGCACCGGCCGGGGGACCCUGCGGCUGCGCGCCCGGGGACCUGCCACCCUCGAGGAGCAGCCCUCUGCCUUUGAGGAGCGAGCGGUGGCCAAGGUGGAUGAUCUGCUGGAGAGUUACAUGGGCAUCCGGGACAGCGAGCUGGCUGCCACCAUGGUGGAGCUGGGUCGCGACGCCCGGGACCCCGACGCGCUGGCCCAGGCCCUGGACUCCCAGCUCGGGGACUUCGCCUUCCCCGACGAGUUUGUCUUCGACGUCUGGGGGGCGAUCGGGGACGCCAAGGUGGGGCGCUGCUAGAGCCCCCCGCUGCGGGACCCCCCAGGACCACCCCCCAGCCACCACAGACCCUGGCUCCUUCCCAUCACUGGGACCCCCCCCCCCGCCCUGCCCCUGACUUGCAAAUGGGCCCCCCAAAAAAAGCUGGAUCCACCCAAAACCUGCUGGAGAUUUGGGACCUGCCCCCCCCGCACUGGACCUGGGUGUUUCCCCCCCUCCCAGUUACCCGUCCCCCCCCCAGCCAGGACCCUCCUAACCUGGGACCACCACUACAUCCUGGAGACCCCGCACCAGUAGGACCUGGGUAGCUCCUCCCUGAAUGACCCCCCCGCAAGCUCCCCUCUCCAACAGAGGUGGGUGCCCCCCAAUCUCCUGCCCCCCCCUGCCAUGGAUGUGGGUCCUCCCCCCAUCCAGGGACACCCCCCCUCAUGGGGGUGGCUUUGAGCACCCUCUCCAUUUUUUGGGACCCCUCCUGAACGCCAGCACUUCCCCCCAUCCCCUGGGACCCCCCUGCACCGUGGGCACGGGUGCCCCCCCCAGACACAGGACCUCUUUCAUGCCCUCUGGGCCUGAAGCCCCCCUCGAGCCCCCCCAUCAUUCCCAGUGCUGUACCCCACUGUUGGAGGGGGUGCCCCCACUCCUUGGGUGGCCCUUAGUGCCACCCCCAUGACACUAGUACCCCCCCCAGAGUGAGGUAUGAGGGUCCCCCCCUUCACCCGCUCAAGGGGCUUUUUUUUGGGGGAGGGGGAGGGGACCAGAGCAGCCCGGUGUCCCCCCAGAGUAUGACACCCCCCCCAGUGCCAAUCUGAGCCUGUCACACACUGUGUCCCCCCAAAAAAAAACACUGUGUCCCCCCCUUGCCACCCUGUCCCCCCCCAGACUCGCUGUGCCCCCCCCCCCGACAUGCUGCCCCCCCAUCGCACUGACUACCUCGGGGGGGCUGGGGGGGCACACACAGCACAGCCCCCCCCUCACCCUGUCCCUUGUCCCCUGGGGGGCCCCUGGAGCGGGGUGGGGGGUGGGGGUGCCCCCCCCGCCCCCCCGGGGCGUAUUUUUGUAUUUUACAUG
Apus apus (common swift) is the source of this 2150-nucleotide messenger RNA. It is a transcript of the gene GIPC1, whose product is annotated as GIPC PDZ domain containing family member 1. Gene Ontology annotation, molecular function: protein binding. NCBI's taxonomy places the organism in Eukaryota, Metazoa, Chordata, Aves, Apodiformes, Apodidae. The transcript is spliced from 6 exons. The record is from RefSeq and is a predicted model, not a curated record. The coding region runs from base 123 to 1103 and encodes 326 amino acids.